GCCGCCAUAUUUAUAAGUUAACCUACAAAUUAGGUAACUUGGUAAUCAAAAAUAUGUUUGAUCGAUAAUACAGUAACCUUUAUUAAAGAAAAUCUUAUUUUAUAAAAGUACGAAAUACACGAGUGAAAUUAUAAUUAUAAUCGACAAGAGAAAAAAAAAAAAAAAAAAAGAAAAAAAAAAUAUGUCAGCACAUCGAAAAGAAAAUUUGGAUUUCGUCGAACGAGCCGACAUUCCUAGAAAUUUUCUCGAAGGCGUUAAAGAAUUGUAUUUCUCCAAACAAGAGGAACAGGAUAUCAAAAAAUAUCCGGAAUGGGACGUUCCGAGAAUUUCACCGGCAUUCGAAUUAAUAAAAACAUUUCGCGAUUUGAAUAUUUCUGAAAAUAAAUUACGUGAAAAAUGGAACGAACAAGAAAUCGAAAGAAAGGAAAUGGACGCCCAAUGGAAGGAAUUACGUGAACAGGAAUUAAUUUUUCGAGAAUCGUUCAUUAAAUAUAAUAAUUUUGUUAAAGAGAAUCAAGAAAAACGGCAACGCUCGAAACAAAAAAUUCUAGGAGAGCAGGAAAGACAAAAGCAAUAUGAGACAGAUAUUCAAGAUUUACAAGAGACAUUGAAUUAUAUGAAAGGAAUUCGUGAGAAGAUGGAAAAAUAUGUUGGAAAAUAUAAAAAGUAUCAAGAUUAUUUAGAAAGAGUUAUCAGCGAGACAAAACAAUUUAGAUCGAUAAUAGAAAUUUUUGAACGUUAUGAAAAUUUGAUCGAAGUUAAAAAAUCAUUAUCGGAACAACAAGAGAAAAAUAUUGAAUUAUUGGAGGAGACCGAAGCAGAGAUAUAUCGCAUGACGGAAGCCAAGUCGCAGACAUUAAUCAGAUUAAAUAACAAAUUGUCAACGCUUCAAGGAAGAUACGAGAAAGCGAAGGUCGAAGUAUUGAAAUGGGAAAUUUUAAUCACUAAAAUAAAAGAGGCAGCCAUAGGGAAAUAUUUAGAAUUGGCAAGAGUUAAAGACUGUAGUAAAAAUAUUUAUCAUCAGAUAUGUAAAAGAAAGGAAAGAUUACCUACAUUAGAUGACAAUGAUAUUGAAAAUCAAUUGCUCGAAAUCAAACGUACUAUAUUAGAAUUAAGACGUAUUAUAUAUACGAUUAAAAAAGAGACAAAGAAAUGACGUUACAAUUGAGAUAUAUAUAUAUAUAUAUAUAUUUUAAUUAUUAAUAAAUUUACAUACUCCACGU
This is a messenger RNA of Vespa crabro (European hornet), 1223 nucleotides long. RefSeq names its product coiled-coil domain-containing protein 42 homolog. The transcript has 4 exons. The coding region runs from base 182 to 1156 and encodes 324 amino acids. Lineage: Eukaryota; Metazoa; Arthropoda; Insecta; Hymenoptera; Vespidae. The record is from RefSeq and is a predicted model, not a curated record.